Molecule: messenger RNA, 6409 nt
Organism: Doryrhamphus excisus (bluestripe pipefish)
Lineage: Eukaryota; Metazoa; Chordata; Actinopteri; Syngnathiformes; Syngnathidae
Product: ubiquitin carboxyl-terminal hydrolase 31-like
Biological process (GO): protein deubiquitination
Molecular function (GO): cysteine-type deubiquitinase activity
Source: RefSeq, a predicted model, not a curated record
UACAGAUGAGGAUGGAGACUAUACAAGCGGCCUUGCCUUCAACUAUUAUCCCGAGUGGACGUUAAAGGACGCGAACGUUGACACAAGUGACCCCCCCCCCUCCCCGCCUUUUAAAAGCUCGAGAGGUGGAGGAGAGAAGAACCGUGCGACGAGAUGCUCCGAGGCGGCGAUAAGCGAGGGAGCGGUGGGCUGUGGCGCUCCGGACACGGGGUACCACCGACCACCGUGGAGGCUCUUUAGGGGAAGACAUCCACCGGGUAAACGUCAACGAAAUCAACCCAAAUCCGAUCAUCGGGGUGGACUGGGAGUGCUGGGAUACCUUCGGACCGGGUGGAGCCGAGCGAUCGUGAAUAAAAGAUGAGGCACCCAGCUCCGGAGCCUCUCAUCGGGUUGGUGUUUAUGCAUAUACGCCGCUGAGGAUCCACCACUCGCACCCCCAUGACACGGGCCGUGUCGUAUCCGCGCAGGAGAUGCUGUGUGCGGCCACGCGUGUGAGCGGCGCCCUCGGUCGAGCAGGCUCUCCAUACCGUCUUCAUGUUGAUGCAAUCUGGCCGUCACGGUGAUGCAAGCGGGCCGCCUGUGGACACAACAAGCAGGCCUUAGUGGAACACGGUGGAGAUCACCACCGAGUGAUGCUGCGUGGAGCUCUCCAAAGGAUUUAAGUGAAGUUUCAAGCAACAACACAAAGUAGCCAACAUGUCCAAAGUGGUCAGCAACAAAGAGAAGAAAUCCUUCAGCAAGAAGCUCUUUCGGAGAAGUUCUGUCCGCUCCGUGGGCAGUUUCAUGAACAGAGUUCUCCGGACUCUUUCCACUUUGUCUCAUUUCAGUACUGACGAGCAGGUUGCCCACGACGACAAGGACGACGCUGCUUUGAUCCCGACCACCACCGGGGGUUCGGUCCCGUCCGACGACAGCGACUGUGGGGGGUUCCCUUUUGGCGACAAGGUGCCCGGCGUGGCCGGGCUGAAGAAUCACGGCAACACCUGCUUCAUGAACGCCAUCCUACAGUGCCUGAGCAACACCGAACUCUUCGCAGAGUACCUGGCCUUGGAGCAAUUCCGGGGAGGGGGAGGAAGCGGAGGAGGAGAGGCCGGCAGUGGGACCGACACUAAGGCCAGUAAGUCCAACGGGGUUCUGGUGCAGAAGAAGAGCAGCCAGCAGCAACAACAGGAAGGGUCCGGCGAGGUCACUGAGCAGCUGUCCGGCCUGGUUCGGGCUCUCUGGACCUUUGAGUACACACCUCAACACAGCAGAGACUUCAAGAACGUGGUGUCAAAGAGCGCUCUUCAGUUCAAGGGGAAUUCUCAGCAUGACGCCCAGGAGUUCCUCCUGUGGUUGCUGGAUCGUGUUCACGAGGACCUCAACAACAUCAUCCACCCCAAUGUGAGACCCCCCAGGACGCCUCCAGUAGAAAAUGAGAACGCUCCUGAAGGAUCCCCAUUGCCAGCGCCUGGAUCUUUUGUGCAGGAGCUUUUCCAGGCGCAAUACAGAUCCUCCCUGACGUGUCCUCACUGCCAGAAACAGAGCAACACGUUUGAUCCCUUCCUCUGCAUCUCACUGCCAAUCCCAGUACCACAUACACGGCCCUUGUACGUGACAGUGGUGUACCAGGGCAAGUGCUCCCACUGUAUGAGGGUGGGUGUGGCCGUGCCUCUGUCUGGUACCGUGUCCAGGCUCAGACAAGCUGUCGCCCAGGAGACCAAAAUCCCUGCUCAGCAGAUCGUCCUCACGGAGAUGUACUACGACGGCUUCCAUCGCUCCUUCUGUGACGACGACGAUGACCUCGAGAUCAUUCAGGAGAGUGACUCCAUCUUUGCGUUCGAGACACCUGAGCUCUUCAGACCCGAACAGAUCCGCUCGAAGAGAGGCGGGAGUCCGCAUGCCAACCUCAACCAGAACAACUUGAAGUACGGUACAGACAACAAUCGAAUAUCCACCCAAAUCCAAGAGCCGACUACUCCGCCUCCUAGUCCCAAUAUGAACAGCGGGCAGGACGAGAAGGUGGUCUUGCUGGUGUGCAACCGAGCCUGUGCUGGCCAACAAGGACGAAGGUUUGGGAAUCCUUUUAUACUUUACUUGGAGCGUACAGUCACAUGGGAUGUACUCCAGAAGGAAAUUCUGGAAAAGAUGCGGCACCUUUUGCGUCCUGGAGCCGUUGUCCAGGUGGGGCCCUUCACUUUACGUGUGGUAGGUGUCGUUGGGAUCACAUAUCUCCUUCCUCAGGAGGAGCAACCACUCUGUCAUCCAUCUGUGGAGAGAGCGUACAAGUCUUGUGGUCCUGGUGGGCCACCUCAUGUCAAAAUUGUUGUUGAAUGGGACAAGGAAACAAAAGACUAUCUUUUCAAAAGAACGGAAGAUGAAUAUAUCCCGGAUGCUGAAAGUGUCCGUCAAGUGAAGGAGCAACACCUCCAGCCUCAGAGCUGUUCACUUGCUCAGUGCUUUCAACUCUACACCAAAGAGGAACAGCUUGCUCCCGAUGACGCCUGGCGGUGCCCACACUGCAAGCAGCUCCAGCAGGGCAGCAUCAAGCUUAGCCUAUGGACCCUGCCUGACAUCCUCAUACUGCACCUCAAACGCUUUAGACAGGAUGGGGAUCGGCGCAUGAAAAUGCAAAACAUGGUGAAGUUCCCCCUAACCGGCAUGGACAUGGCGCCUCACAUGGUCAAAAGGAGCCAGAGCAGCUGGAGCUUACCCUCUCACUGGUCGCCGUGGAGACGGCCUUACGGGAUGGGCCGUGACCCCGAGGACUACCUUUACGAUCUGUACGCUGUGUGCAACCAUCACGGGACGAUGCAGGGAGGACAUUACACAGCUCAGUGUAAGAACUCCAUUGACGGACAGUGGUACUGCUUUGACGACAGCGACGUUCAUCCAGUGUCAGAAGACGAGGUGUGCAAGCAGACGGCUUACAUCUUGUUCUAUCAGAGACGUGCCACCAUCCCAUCUUGGUCUGCCAACAGUUCUGUGGGAGGAUCCACAAGUUCUUCCCUGUGUGAGCACUGGAUCAGUCGCCUGAUGGGUAGCCGCCCACCAAGCCAAGCCUCUUCGGGUUCCUCCAGACGAACCUCACUGGCGUCCCUUUCAGAGUCAGCUGAGUUUGCCGGGGAACGGAGCGAGGAUGAUGCCUUAUCGAGCCGCCCUGCGGUCAGAGGCAUGCAGAGGCAGACUUUCUCCUCAAGGACUUCCAUCGCUAGUCCGCUGGUGCUCAGUGAGAAUGGCCAGAAACCAUCCUGGUCUCACUCUGCUAAGCUGCAACUUCGGUCCAACUCCCCGUCGCGCUUCUCUCUGGAGUCCCACUCCUCAUCGCCGACACUGGAAAUGAUCGGAGAGGUGGUUGAUACCAAGUUGGCCGCCUCUUCUUUUAGUGGCUCCCCUAAGCUUGGAGGCAAGUCUGCGUUGGAUCAUAAUCCCGGCAGUAAGAGGCUGAUUGAGCAGCUCCACUCCAAAGCUGUGUCCCAAGCAGAGACCAGGCUCUCCAUCCCAACAGGGGACAACAACAACCAAGUCAGCGGCGUUGAACAAGUCAGUCCUCGACAUGGAGCUACUGCGAAGGAACUGAAGCAGAGAAACGUGCCUGCGGAUAGUUCAGGUGUCAAACGAACCUCAGUAAAGACCAGCUUGGAAAGCGAAAGGAGCCCCAAGAAGCGUCCUGCUGCCUCCUCGACGUCCUCCAGCUCUCUGUCUCCUGCGUCCCCAGCCGUUGAUAAGUCCCCAGCUCGAGCACAGACUAAAGGUGCUGCAAACAAUCCGAAAGACAAGAGCGACGGAACCCCGAAGACCAGUAAGACUGGUUCCUCCAGAACAGCAACACCCUCCAAGAAAUCAUCCCAGACACAGGAGGGGUUACAUCCUGAAUCGGCGAGGAAGGGCAGUUCUCCUGGAAGUUCACACCCUCAGAGGAGGACCACUCCCAAAGGCAGCGGUGAUAAAGUCUCAGCCUCAGGAAGGACUAAAGGAGCAGACAGGAGUACCAGCCGGGAUUCACGGACCACCGCGGCGUCUGAGAAGAAGGUUAACGGUGGAGGUCCUCCAUGUAGGUCGGGUAUUGGGAGUAGAGUCGAUGGUAGGCCAAGUCGCGCUGUGGAAAACAGGAUGGUUGCACGUAGUUCUAGCAGCAGCUCCUCCAUGACGAGUCUGCGAUCCUCCAGUGUUGUCGUUCCCUCUACCGCCCCGGCGUCAAGAGCACCUCGAAGGAACAGUAAGACCGAGGACAAAGCCUUGUCCUUCUUCAAAACCGCCCUCAGGCCCAAAGACGCUCGUAAAUCAGUGGACGGGGGCACGCCUGAGGAUGGCGGCGGUGGGGAUCCAUUGAAAGAAGGCGUGACGAAAAAACCCCAGAACGCCACCUCCGAGGUCACCACAGCCAAGGACUCAAAGGUUUCCUCUGCAGCUAAACAUUCACUGCUGCCGUCUGCGAAAUCCAAACUGUCAGAAACCACCAACCAGGCUUCCUCUGCGAAAGACCCCGCCAAGAAAGAACCUGCCAAAAAGACCAUGCAGUCCAGGAAAAUCCCAAUCAACUCCACACAAUCCAGCCAGAGGUCCAAAUGAAAUCCAUGUGAGGGUCUCGCUCUUACUUUCUCGUGCAGCUCCUUUCAGCGGUUACUGGUUACCAGCUGCCAUACUGGAACACUUCCUGUCCACUUUGUUGUAUACGUAUUUAGGAAUGGUUUUACCAAAGCACUUUGUAUGGAUUGCAUUGAUUUACAGGAACUACUCUGUGUUGUAAAUACGCAUGGGUUGCUCAUGUAUCGGAAUGAUUGCCUUGUUGUGUCCGUAGCUUAGCCGCAGGGAGUCUGUGGGGUGAAGCUUCGUUUCCGCCAGGCGGUACGUUUCGGUAUGUGGAUCGGCAUGGGCAACAUUUUUUUAACGACAUUCUCUGUUGUGUUGACGUCAUGAGCAGAAGCGAAGGUCUUUGUGCAGAAAUGAGACACGAUCAGUGGUGCCUCGAAGACUCCAUGGCCGCCAUUAAUUAACACUUGAUUAAUGCUCGGGUAUUAAUUUACCCAAACCACAACAGGAAUUUGAAUGUGUGUAACAGAACCAAUGUUGGAAUAGCUGCUCAAUGAGCAUUAAUAGUGCUGUUGAGUUAACUAACUUGCACUGAUUUGCAAUAUUUUAAAGCGCAUGCAGAGAUUGAUAAAGCCGCUGGAUGCUGACAAAUUAGUAGUGGUUGCCUACAGCCACAGCUGCCAAUGUUUUUCAACUAAAUUGAGACGCCAAUGGUUACCAAUAAGAGACUCGGUAUUUAUGGUGGGCGGAGCUGGACACACUGUUGCCCAUUGUUUGGAAACGUCUGGCGGAAAUGUGGAUUUUUUUUUUGAGUGACAACGGAGAAAUUAACUGCAAAGUCACCAAAGGGAGUUCAACGGCAGUUUUGUUUUUAAAACUUACUUCCCGAAAUCCCUUUUUGCUCUCCUUUCAAGACGGGGAGACAUAACGUGUCUAACGUGUCAACAUCAGUGCCUCAGAUAAUCAUAGUAUUUAUUGGAUAUUGUAUAACUGCAGGUAACAGUUUAUAAGUAGAACAUUUAUUAUCAUAAGCACUGAAAAUGUCAUUUGAAGUCACACCUAUGUAACCUUAAUCACUGUUUACACACACUUGAUGUAGUUCUUGUGCAACAGACAGGCGGCUGGAUGGCAAGCAUGUAUCAGUGGCGUUAAUGGACAUCACGUAUGCGUUUAUUUACUUGUAAUAACAAUGUUUUAAAUCCUCAACAUUUACUUCCGGCGCUCUCCGACUGCCACAACGUCUCAAACAUUCCUCUUAAAUAGAACACAGGGUGUACAAAGGUCACACACACAUUUAACACAGUUGAGCACACACCAGCCACAAUAAUAGGUACACCUGCGCAGCCAAUGAAAUGGGUACAAAUGCUGCAAAAGUAAUAUUGUUUUUGCGGUUUCAUUAUAAAGUAUUAUGAAUAUAUUCUGAAAUGAUUACCUCGCUGACAACUUAUUAUCUUUGUAUAAAUAGUUGAUAUUCUGCAGGUGUACCUAUUGAAGUGGCCCAUGAGUCGGCAUGUACAUAGUGUGUUUGAGGCAACUCAUUAUCGCCGCUUCCUGCUCACGCAGCAUCACGGUCCAUGUGGGAAAAAAAAGAAAAAAAAAAGAAGAAGAUGUUGCAUGAUGACUUGCUUAUGCAUGCACUCAACUAUGCAAGCAAACUCUUGCUAACGGCCACCACCGCUGACUACGUUGAAAGCUCUUGGAUGUGUACAUAGUAUUUCUUAGUGUUCUAUUUUUACAACAAACAAAAAAAAAGCCAGCAUCAGAGAGCAUGUGGAUGGCAUUUCUUUAUCGACGCUUUGUUUGCACAACUUCAAAACUAAUAUAUGAAAUUUUGUAUGAAUGUUAGCAACUGCUCAUUUACUCCAAAGUAAAGGUCAUCUCACUUGAAAAUGAAGGA